AUGUCAAACGCUGUAUUAUUGUGUGUUGCAGCUAAAUAUCCAGAGGUUAAAAAACUAAUGGGUCAUGAUUGGCGUGUGGCCGCUCAAGUUGUUAUAACAGUAUGCAUACAAAUUAUUAUAGCUAUUCUUAUUCAAGAUGUAUCAUGGAAAUUCCUGUGGCUUGCUACAUAUGUCAUUAGUGGAACAUUAAAUCAUUCUUUAUCAAUUAGUUUUCAUGAAAUCGGUCAUAAUUUAGCUUUUGGUAAUCAUCAACCGAUGGCUAAUCGAGUGUUAGGUUAUAUAGCAAAUUUACCGUUAAUGAUUCCAUCAUCUGUCACAUUCAAAAAAUACCAUAUUGAUCAUCACAAAUUUCAAGGUGAUGAUAACCUUGAUCCUGAUUUGCCCACUUAUUUUGAGGCAUGGCUAUUUCAAAGUCGAAUUGGAAAAAUUUUUUAUAUCCUGUUACAACCAGUCUUGUAUAGUGUCCGUCCAUUGUGUCGUGUGCCAAAACCAGUGAAUUUAUUAGAAUUCAUAAACUUGUUAAUACAAAUUGUAUUUGAUUUAUUAAUAUUUUAUUUUCUUGGUAUAAAAUCAGUUGUUUAUCUAUUAUUUGGUACAGUUCUUGGAUUAGGUUUACAUCCGAUUAGUGGUCAUUUUAUCUCUGAACAUUAUAUAUUUGUCGAAGGUUAUGAAACAUAUUCUUAUUAUGGACCAUUGAAUUGGUUAACAUUUAAUGUUGGAUAUCACAAUGAACAUCAUGAUUUUCCUAAUAUACCCGGUUAUAGAUUACCCAAGUUGAAAGAAAUGGCACCAGAUUACUAUGAUAAUCGUCCUUGUCAUUAUUCAUGGGUAAAAGUUCUUAUUGAUUUUGUACUUGAUUCAAAAAUGGGUCCAAAAGCGAGAAUUCGUCGAACACUAAAAUCAGAUGCAUUAAAUAGUGCAGAUAGAACGACAAAUUCAACCAAAUCCAAAUUGAAUAAAAUAUUACAUGAAGCAGAUAACAACAAUAAUAAUACUUUUACUUCUAUUGCUCAACAUACAACAACAUCUCUUACGAAAAAUCAUAAAUUACCACAUAAAAAGAAAAACGACUAUCAACAGAAAAUGAUAUCAUCGACAGUUGAUGUUGAUCAUUCAAAAACUCACUAA
Molecule: messenger RNA, 1128 nt
Organism: Didymodactylos carnosus
Lineage: Eukaryota; Metazoa; Rotifera; Eurotatoria; Philodinida; Philodinidae
Source: the annotation of a GenBank genome assembly